Ananas comosus (pineapple) is the source of this 1507-nucleotide messenger RNA. RefSeq names its product phosphatase IMPL1, chloroplastic-like. NCBI's taxonomy places the organism in Eukaryota, Viridiplantae, Streptophyta, Magnoliopsida, Poales, Bromeliaceae. The transcript has 11 exons. The record is from RefSeq and is a predicted model, not a curated record. Bases 1 to 1137 code for a protein of 378 amino acids. Gene Ontology annotation, molecular function: inositol monophosphate 1-phosphatase activity. Gene Ontology annotation, biological process: phosphatidylinositol phosphate biosynthetic process; signal transduction; inositol metabolic process.
AUGUAUGAUAGUGUCCCUCUGCUCGCUCGACCCCCACCAACCGCUUCUCCGUCACGAAUAAAGCAUCUGAACACGCGCGAGGAAGAAGACGAAGAAGAAGAAGAAGACGAAGACGAAGAGGAGGACGAAGCAUCAAAAUCUCCAUUUCUCCAUGAAUCGAUUACACCUCCUCCCCUCCUCCUCCUCCUCCUCAUCUCUCUCCACGCGCCCGCGAUUUCCCGCCAUACCCUGGAAUGUUGUCUCCGAAUCCCAAAGACGGGGCCGAUCCCCGCCGCGGAGCUCCUCGGAGUCGUUGAAGCUGCCGCGAGGACCGGCGCCGAGGUUGUGAUGGAAGCUGUUAAUAAGCCUCGAAAUAUUAGUUACAAGGGCCUUACCGACUUGGUGACUGACACAGAUAAAAUGAGUGAAUCAGCCAUCCUAGAAGUUGUGAGAAAGAAUUUUAAAGGCCACCUAAUUCUUGGGGAGGAAGGUGGCCUUAUUGGGGAUUCCUUGUCGGAUUAUCUCUGGUGCAUUGAUCCGUUAGAUGGAACGACAAAUUUUGCACACGGUUACCCCAGCUUUGCUGUAUCAGUCGGUGUUCUUUUCCGUGGAAAGCCUGCUGCUGCAUCUGUGGUCGAGUUUUUGGGUGGUCAUAUGUGUUGGAAUACUCGCACAUUUGCUGCAUCAUCAGGUGGUGGAGCCUUUUGUAAUGGCCAGAAGAUUCAUGUUAGUCAGACCGAUCAGGUGGAACGAUCUCUUCUGGUAACUGGUUUCGGAUAUGAACAUGAUGAUCCAUGGACGACCAACAUGAACUUAUUCAAGGAAUUUACUGAUAUUAGCAGGGGUGUGAGAAGGCUAGGUGCUGCCGCAGUCGACAUGUCUCAUGUCGCUCUAGGAAUUGUCGAGGCCUACUGGGAGUACCGUCUAAAGCCAUGGGACAUGGCAGCUGGUGUGCUGAUAGUUGAAGAAGCAGGUGGAGUGGUCACGCGCAUGGAUGGUGGAAAGUUUACGGUCUUUGAUCGCUCCGUCUUGGUUUCCAACGGCGCCAUUCAUGAGAAGCUUCUGGAGAGGAUCGGCCCUGCCACUGAAGAAUUGAAAAAGAAAGGAAUCGAUUUCUCUUUAUGGUUCAAGCCCGAGAACUACCCUACAGAUUUCUGAGUUUGCAUGAUCAGCGUAACAUUCAGUUUCCCUCGGUGCCGACAGUGGUGGCAGAAUCUUUGCCUCGAAUAACUGUUGAUUUUUACCGUGAAUUUUCACACGGGUAUUUAUGGCUGUAUGCAUCAGCUAUCCUCAUUUGGAAAGAGUUUGGGGAUCAAACAACCGGAAAAGGAAAAGGAAAAAAAGAAGUGAUGUGUAAUCAGAUUGGAUUCAUCUACUCCCAUAAUUUUGAUAUCUUCUCUGAUUAGAUCACUGCUCGAUUUAUGGGCUUUUUUGUGUUUUUUUGCCGAAAAAUUGCAGUAGCGUAAUUAAACUUCAAGUAUAGUUUCAAUUUUUCCCCUCAAUCUUGUUACAAUUGUGUUGGUCUUUU